AUGUCGACUGAGAGCGGGAGCAGCAGCAGCAGCUCGAAAGGCGCAGCCAUCGGCGGUGGUCGGAUGCCAUCCUCGUUGCAAAAGCGCUUCCCGCGCAUCGCCUUUGUUGCCAACAAGAUUAUCACCUCGCGCACAGGUCGCACCACAGCAAAAGCUUGGUCCUAUCGUCGUCCUCUCCUGUUUGGCUUCUUUGCUACCUACACGGCGGUCGGAUACCUCAAGCUCAAACGCGACGCCUACCUCCGCGACCUCAUCCAUCCCGAUACCUACCUCGUCUGGAAGAUCUACGAUGGCUCUAUUGUCGAAUCGCGCGGCCCACCCUCAGUUAGCGCGCUCAUCAACGCCCCGGCUGCUGGCGAAGAGGCGCCUCGUGUGAUGGAGAUGUUCGAAGUCAUCCGUGCACUUAAGUGGGCUCAGGCGGACGAGCGCAUCAAGGGCAUCUUUGCCGACUUUAGCGGUCUGCAUCUGCCGUCGUCGGUGACGCCAAACAGACUCGGAUUGGCACAGAUCGAAGAGCUCAUGCAAGCGAUUCAUGAAUUCAAGCUGGCCAAGAAGCAGCAACACGGCGAGCAGGCGAGACCCUCGAUCGCGUGGGCCGACACCUUCAACAGCCAAGGCUCGUUCCUCCUCGCCUCGGCCUUCGACGAGCUGUGGAUGCAGCCUGCCGGCUCGAUCCCGUUAACUGGUCUUGGCGCCCAGAUUCCCUUCUUCAAGAAGGUACUCGACUACUUCGGCAUCAGGGUCCUGGCCGAAGCGCGAAGAGAGUACAAAUCUAUGAUUUCAACCUUCAGCCGCGAAGACUCGCUGCCGGCACCGCAGGUUCAGAACGAGGCCGAGCUGCUCGGUGAGCUCAAUCGUGGACUCGUGCAUGCAGUCGCUGUAAACAGGUUUCCCGACCAAGACCCGGACGCCAUGUCGCGCAAGGUUGAGGCUUGGAUGAAGGAGGGUCCCUUCUCGACACGCGAAGCCAAGGAGCUCGGUUUGAUCAACGGCGCUGCCUUCAAGAGGGAUAUUAUCAAGAGGCUCGUCGAUCCAGCACACGGUGGUAACGACGAGACCAAGUUUAAAUCGCUGCACCACUACAACAAGGUCAACGACCGCGCUCUCGAGAGACAGCUCACCGACGACGAGGUCGUCCAAGUGGGUGUUGUCUACCUCCUCGGCGGCAUUAGCUCGGCGCCUGGCGAGUUCUCCACCUCGUCCGUGCUCAAGGGUCUUAAAGAGGCUGCCGAGAACGAAGAUGUCAAGUCGAUCGUGCUGCGAAUCGAUUCCGGGGGAGGAGAUGUUGUGGCGAGCGAGUCCAUCUGGGACGCCGUGCGACGUGUGCGCGAAGAUUACGGCAAACCCGUUGUCGCUUCCUUCGGCAAUGCUGCCGCUUCGGGAGGAUACUACGCUGCCAGUGCCGCCGACGCCAUCCUUGCCUGCGAGAACACGGUGACUGGCUCCAUUGGCGUAGCUUCGCUUCGUCCAACCAUCACUAGCGCCUUCUUCGACAGAUUCAACAUCGGCAUCCAGUCCUUCUUCACCGGCUCCACAUCGCAGUCGACUCUCCAUGAUCUCGACGAAGCGCAGCGAGCCAAGUCUUCCAAGCACAUUGAUGAGAUGUACGACGAAUUUCUUCAAAAGGUCUGCGAUGGACGUGGCAUCUCGCGCGAUAUCAUCGAAAACUUGGCAGGAGGAAGGGUCAUGACCGGUCUCAGUGCCUGGGCUCGCUGCAAUCCUGAUGCCGAGGUCGAGCAGGUGCAACUCAACAACAUGGCUCCACAGGCCGAAAGGAUCGUCGAGCUGGGACAACACGCUGGUGCAGGCAAAAACGACGCAGUCAAAAAUGCAGAGGACAAGACAGUGCCUGAGACGGUCAAGUCGGCCGUGCGCCGGAUCAAGGCAGUGAGCCUCACCAGCCAGUGGAAGACGCAGCAGGUGACAGCAACCAGCGGCAAUAACACGGUCAUGAUCGAGCGCGUUGGUCCUAAUCAGUCUUGUGCGCCUCCUUCCAGUGAGAGCAACGGCGGCAGCAACAGUGGCGACCACAACAGCAUUCUCUCCGACUUGAUCGCCAAGGCAGAAGAGGCUCUACUGGGUCGCCCUUUAGCCGUCAGCAGCAGUGCUUCUGCUUCUACCUUUGAGCCUUCUGACGAGAGUCUCACUGGGUCCGAGAAACUCAAGGAGCGCAUGGAAGAGGAGGAAUCGCGCCUGGCUGCGGCUGCCCAUUCAGCGGCCGAGGAAUCGCGAAGCCAUGCAUCGGACAGCGACGACGAGAUCAAGACGCCGGGAGUGGCUGCUAGUGAGUCCGGAGAUGCGGCCCAAGCCAAUUUGGGUCCCUACGGCAAAGGAUUGGUAGACUCGAUCGGAGGCAUUUGGGAUUCGGCCUAUUAUGCCAUGACGCUUGCGCUGCAAGCCGAGAUCGAGUCCAUGGUGACCAACGACAAUCUCACCAUCGAGCAGGCCACGGCCAAGAUCCGUCCAGGAGCUGACCGCGCAGUCACGGACGACGGCAUGCUCGCGCUUUCCACCGACCUGAGGCUGGUCCGCUUCCCCGAAGAAAAGCCAUUCUGGAAAAAGGUGCAGGAGCUCAACGCCAAAGGCGACCUGCCCCAGUUGUUUUUGCUUCCCAGAGCAGUGACCAGUACAGUGGCAAUGAUGAUGGAAGAGGCAGGCGAGAGAGCUGCAAGGGCAGCGGUCAGGCUGAUGAUCGCAACUGCAGCCGACCCUAGCGGUGUUGCAGCUGCCUUCGACGAUCCACAGCUUGCUCAGAAGCUGCGUACCAGCAACGGUCUGGGAGCGGGCAACACCAGAGGACGAGCAAGGGCUGAGUACCCGCUGGCGUCCCUGUUCAGCUAG
This is a messenger RNA of Sporisorium graminicola, 2841 nucleotides long. RefSeq lists its product as uncharacterized. Lineage: Eukaryota; Fungi; Basidiomycota; Ustilaginomycetes; Ustilaginales; Ustilaginaceae. Gene Ontology annotation, biological process: proteolysis. The record is from RefSeq and is a predicted model, not a curated record. Gene Ontology annotation, molecular function: peptidase activity. The coding region runs from base 1 to 2841 and encodes 946 amino acids. The transcript has a single exon.